Messenger RNA from Dicrocoelium dendriticum, 2270 nucleotides. Lineage: Eukaryota; Metazoa; Platyhelminthes; Trematoda; Plagiorchiida; Dicrocoeliidae. The record is from the annotation of a GenBank genome assembly.
GCGCGCUUUUUGUAUAGGUUAAUACGAUGUCGACUUAUUUAACCUGAGGAUUGUGGAUACAAUGGUCGGAUUACUCAAAAAAGCACAUGUAAACACGAACUCUUUGGACGAUGAGUAUGAGAUUGGGGAAAAAAUUGGAGAGGGGCAUUUUGCAGUGGUUCAUCAGUGCAUUCACAAGAGAUCAAGAAAGGAAUUCGCUGCAAAAUUUAUUAUGAAGCAGCGUUUGGCCACUUCUACAUUAGGUGGUCAAAAUCGUGGCACGGUGCUUGUUGAUAUAGACAGAGAAGCCAAUAUACUAGCCAACCUACAACACGAGAACAUUGUCAAGCUACAUGAAAUGUUUUAUUGCGAGGACACCGUAGUUAUUAUCCUUGAUCUCGUCACUGGUGGUGAGCUUUUCGCCAGGGUGGCAGAAUGUGAAAAGCUUUCCGAAGAAGAGGCAUCCAACUUUGUGGAGCAAAUUCUUCUUGGAGUUCAACACAUGCAUUCCUGUGGAAUAGCUCAUCUGGAUUUGAAGCCGGAAAAUAUCAUGAUUGAGGACUUGGCCUCCAGGAAGAUAAAAAUUAUCGAUUUUGGCCUAGCCCGUGUACUCAGCCCCAAUGAAACAUUCCAAGAUAUGGCCGGAACCCCGGAGUUUUGUGCUCCUGAAAUAAUCAAUUAUGAUGCAAUCACACUGGCAACGGAUAUGUGGGCGAUCGGUGUCAUAACUUACAUUUUGCUAACCGGGAUUUCUCCGUUCGCUGGGGAUACACAAAUGGAGACGUUUCAAAACAUUUUGGACUGCGUGGUCAACUACUCUAGGGAUGAAAUGAAAGAUGCAACUGAUUUAGCGAAGGACUUCAUUCGCCGCCUGUUAGUGAAAAAUCCGCGAAAGCGUUCGACCGUCGAUGAUUGUCUCAGUCAUCCGUGGAUUCGACCCUGCAAUAUGAUGCAGACCGAUACUCGAAGAGGAAGCGUCAUCAAGAAGCAAAAUCUGGAUUGCCUCCGACAUUUUGUUGCAUACCCCACCCCACCCGCCUCUCCUUCCGUGUCAAGGGCAAUCAAGGGUAAACAAGUGGUACAACUUCCCAGCCCACAUGAACUCACUCCAGAUGCUGAUCCAACGUGUACUACUUCCUUGAAUCACGUUAACUGCAACUCAAAGAAAUCAACUGAUAAUGGUCCAAACGUACAGAGAACAAUGCUCAAAAAUGGGAUUGAAAAUCAUACUUCUAAUUCGAAUGAAUCCGAACAUGCAAUCUACUCAGAAGUUGGGUUUAAGAGCGAGAUACAGGGCAAUCCUUGCCAAGCAACUGAAGUUGAGGGCAAGACACCCAUCCUUGUUGACAAUCCCAUUGGCAGAGGAACGGCGGGGAACUGGCGCUCGAAUCUUGGGAACAGCCUCAUUGGCAGACUGGGAGCAGCGCUUGCAGCGGCCACUAUUCACUCACCUACAACUAUAGGGGAAAGCAGAGUGGAGCAAUCAAUAAAGGUCAGCCAAGGUAACGGCGCAGAAGGCGUUCCUGGAAAACCAGUCGAAUCCAAGAGCACUAGCGGAAAGCGUGUGAAUCAAUGGACCAACACGCUUCAUCAGUUCCACCGCCCCCGCAAGCCAGUAAACAGAAUAAUGCACCUGGGAACCGUAUCACGCGCUGUUAAAGAGUUCGAGAUCACCGCAUUUAAUUCCAAGGACUACAGAAGCACCAAUGAAGCACAAACGGUCAACAUCAAGUCAUCAGUGACUUCCAUACCAUUGGAAUCAAGCAUCUGGAACUCCCAAAAGAUACAACCAACAACUCCGCGGUAUAGAGAACCUAAUCGACUUCAAGUCGGCCGGCUCCAAGAAAUGUUCGAAUCAAGAACAACAAAACAGGGCGAGUGCACCACAGCACUCCGUCCAGUGAACAGGAUGUAAAUUCAUCAUUGUCUCUUGUGAUCUCGGUCCGCCUAUCCAGCAUUUGUCUGUCUUUCAUUGUGUUAAGACACUUGAAUGAUGCCUGACGCAAUUCCACAGAGCCGCUAACCAUGCGGAAUGCACCCACACAAAAUUGCAUAGGAAAGUGCACGACGUGCGAUAACUGUAUGCACGGUCAGUUGGACCGUGUGCUCUUUUCACUUUUCUUCGCAUAUUCAUGUUCAGCUUCCGACCGACUCACCGAACGAUACAGCACAUUUCCAGAUGACGGCAUCCCCAUCAAUAUUUCUCAUACGUUAACGAUUUGUAAUGUCUCCGAUCCUUCCGUUUUGCUCACUUAUGAUGACGUUUUAUCCAGAAAAUUUGCCUUCAAGUC